This is a messenger RNA of Gekko japonicus, 1428 nucleotides long. Its product is annotated as E3 ubiquitin-protein ligase TRIM39-like. Gene Ontology annotation, molecular function: protein binding; zinc ion binding. The record is from RefSeq and is a predicted model, not a curated record. The transcript is spliced from 7 exons. Bases 7 to 1428 code for a protein of 473 amino acids. Lineage: Eukaryota; Metazoa; Chordata; Lepidosauria; Squamata; Gekkonidae.
GCCACCAUGGAGAACCCCGUGGAAAGCCUCCACAAAGAAGCCACUUGCUCCAUCUGCCUGGAGUAUUUCCAGGAUCCCGUGUCCAUCCCCUGCGGGCACAGCUUCUGCAGGAGCUGCAUCACCCUGUGCUGGAAAGAACGGAACACGAAUUUCUCUUGCCCUCAGUGCAGGGAAACUGCCCUGCAGAGGAAUUUCAGGCCCAACCGGGAGCUGGGCAAUGUGGUGGAAAUAACCAAGCGGCUCAAUCGGCAAGGCUUGAAAGGGGCCGGAGGGGAAAAGAUGUGCGAGAAGCAUCAGGAGGCUCUGAAGCUGUUCUGCAGCGAGGAAGAGGACCUGGUCUGUUAUAUCUGCCGGGAGUCCCGGGCACACAGAAGCCACGCUGUGUUUCCUAUUGAGGAAGCGGCUCAGGAUUAUAAGAAAGAAAUCCAGAGCAAACUCCAGAGUGUGAAGGAAGAGAGAGAAAAACUUCUGGGAUUAAAACUGACUGGAGAUCUUAGACAUCAGGAAUAUCUGAGGCAAGCAGAAGCCGAGAGGCAGAAAAUCGUGUCUCAGUUCGAGCAACUGCACCACUUCCUGGAGGAACAGGAGCAACUCCUGCUGGCUCAGCUGAAGGAACUGGAGAGGGAGAUCACCAAGCAUCAGAAGGAACAUGGCGCAGCAUUUUCAGAGGAAAUUGGCUCUCUUGGGGCCCUCAUCAGUGAAGUAGAAGAGAAGUGUGAACAGCCAGAUAGUGAAUUCCUGCAGGAUAUCAAAAACACCUUGUGCAGGUUUGAUAAGAAGCCAUUUCAGCCACCUGAGGAAAUGCCGGUCAAGGUGGAAAAGAGAUUAGGCAAAUUCUCUGAGAGGAACGUUGCUCUUGCAGAAAUCCUGAACAACCUCAAAGAUACUCUGCCAUCAGAAAUGGGAACAGAAUGGGUCAACAUAACCCUGGAUCCAGAUACAGCAAACCCCCAAGUUAUAAUUUCUAAGGACCGGAAAAGCGCCAGAUGGGACGUCACCAGGACUGAUGUCACACCUAACACAAAACGAUUUAAAUCCUCUUGCUGUGUGCUGGCUUCAGAAGGAUUCACUUCCGGGCGACAUUACUGGGAAGUCAAUGUAGAGGAUGGAGGCAUCUGGGCUGUAGGAGUAGCCAGAGGGUCUGUGGGGAGAAAGCUUGAGCUCAAGCUGACCCCAGAGGAAGGGAUCUGGGCCUUGCAGGGAGAUUUUGGUCAAUACCAGGCUCUCACUGCCCCCGUGACGCCACUGUCUCUCAGCUGCACUCCCAGGAAGAUCCGGGUGUCUGUGGACUACGAGAGAGGGCAGGUCGCCUUUCUAAACGCUGACACGAAGGAUUCGGUCUUCACUUUCCCAUCGGUUUCAUUUGCUGGAGAGAUGAUCUUCCCCUUUUUUAAAGUGCUGCUUUCCCAGCUGACACUCGAUGGCUGA